This is a messenger RNA of Drosophila kikkawai, 1525 nucleotides long. Its product is annotated as tricarboxylate transport protein, mitochondrial-like. The record is from RefSeq and is a predicted model, not a curated record. Gene Ontology annotation, cellular component: mitochondrion. Gene Ontology annotation, molecular function: citrate secondary active transmembrane transporter activity. Lineage: Eukaryota; Metazoa; Arthropoda; Insecta; Diptera; Drosophilidae. Gene Ontology annotation, biological process: mitochondrial citrate transmembrane transport.
UUUGGAAUAGAAGUCAUAUACAUUCUUUUAUAUGUGUACAAAAUUUAAAUAUAUACACAGAAAAUAUCUAAUAUAAAGAUAAUUUUUUCAUGUGUGGUUUAUUGAGCAUGGGGAGAGCUGGUCGCGCUCCCUGAAAAGCUGUUGUUUACAAUCCGGCGACCGUUGGAACAAUUUGCUUUCUCGUCGAUUGGAAAUUGGAAUUUUUUGUAGAGCCGAUCAGUUGGGAUUCAGCCGCUGGCCACGAUCGCAGUUCUCUUCGUCACCUUUUCUCUGCUGCUGCUGGGCAUUCCAAAAAGAAUUUGUAUUACUGUCGGUUUUGGAAGCGUUCCACUGUAAACUCCCACCUUUCUUCCGUGUUGUCAGCAUGGAGCGCUCAAGCAUUGCCGCCCUAGUAAGCCCAUACCGUCGUCGUCCUUGGAUGACCGAGAACGGAGCUGCGGCACCGGCUGGCGGACAAAACGGUCUCAAGGGCAUUGUGGCCGGCGGUAUAACCGGAGGCAUCGAGAUCUGCAUAACAUAUCCUACCGAGUACGUCAAAACACAUCUACAGCUGGACGAGAAGGGAGCGAAUAAGAAGUACAAUGGCAUCUUUGACUGCGUGAAGAAGACGGUCCAGCAGCGCGGAUUCUUUGGACUCUACCGCGGUCUCAGUGUGCUCCUCUACGGCAGCAUACCCAAGUCGGCGGCGAGGUUUGGUGCCUUUGAGUUCCUGAAAACGCACUCUGUGGACUCCAGGGGACAACUUAGCAACUCUGGAAAACUGCUCUGCGGUUUGGGUGCCGGUGUUUGCGAGGCCAUUGUGGCAGUCACCCCAAUGGAGACCAUCAAGGUGAAAUUCAUCAACGAUCAGCGUAGCGCGAAUCCCAAAUUCAAGGGAUUUGCCCACGGAGUGGGACAGAUUAUCAAGUCGGAGGGCAUCACUGGCAUCUACAAAGGCCUGACACCCACCAUUCUCAAGCAGGGCUCCAACCAGGCCAUCCGCUUCUUCGUGCUGGAGUCACUGAAGGAUCUGUACAAGGGUGACGAUCCGAACAAGCCGGUGCCCAAGCUGGUGGUGGGUGUUUUCGGUGCCAUUGCCGGAGCUGCCUCUGUGUUUGGCAACACGCCUCUGGAUGUGGUCAAGACCAGGAUGCAGGGACUUGAGGCCUCCAAAUACAAGAACACAGCCCACUGUGCGGUGAUGAUCCUUAAGAACGAAGGUCCGGCCGCCUUCUACAAGGGCACAGUGCCACGUCUGGGACGCGUGUGUCUGGAUGUGGCCAUUACAUUCAUGAUCUACGACUCGUUCAUGGACCUCUUCAGCAAGGUGUGGCACUAACCCUGCGAUUCUGCAUGAUCCCUAAGUGUGCAUUUCUAUCUGAUCCCAUUGACCUAGUCGGCUGUUGCAAUAGUUUCUAGUAAUCGAACAUAUUCCAAGAAAGCAUUUUUAAAACCCCAAUACCCAAUGUGCGAAUGUGGCUAUGGAAAAUCUAUAUUAUACAGCUUGUUUUAAAUAAUGAAUAAAAUCUGAGACGACUGUUUGGAA